This is a messenger RNA of Drosophila grimshawi, 3015 nucleotides long. RefSeq names its product sine oculis-binding protein homolog B (gene Sobp). The coding region runs from base 16 to 2808 and encodes 930 amino acids. The record is from RefSeq and is a predicted model, not a curated record. Gene Ontology annotation, biological process: animal organ development. NCBI's taxonomy places the organism in Eukaryota, Metazoa, Arthropoda, Insecta, Diptera, Drosophilidae. Gene Ontology annotation, cellular component: nucleus. The transcript is spliced from 4 exons.
GAAAUACUUGAGAGAAUGCGGUUCUCAGAUAUACCACAAAUUAACAACAAAAAACCAAUCAAAAAAAACGGCAAACCGUUAACAAUGUCGGCCAAAACAUCACCAUCGAAUUCGCGCGAAGGCAAUGUGGCAGCUGCCGCAAGCGUUGUGCCACCAAAUGUGGCCGGCGGCGGCGUUGUUCAGAUCAAAAAGGAGCUGCCCAGCGAUGAGAUAAAGGAAUUCGCGCAGCAUACAAUGAACGAGUUGCUCGGCUGGUAUGGCUUCGAUGGCGUCGAUGUGGAUCGACUCGACCUAACGGCAAAGACAUCCCGAUUGCUACAAAGUGCUGCUGCUGUCGCAGUGGCAACGCAACACCAGCAACAGCAACAACAACAACAGCAGCAGCAACAACAACAACAACAGCAGCAACAUCGCAGUUAUUUGCGCAGCAGCCGCAGCAGCACUUUAGCCUACAAUAACAACAAUAACAACAACAAUAGCAACAGCAACAACAACAACAAUAGUAGCAGUAACAGCAACAGCAACAAUCGCAAGUCGAGCAAUUUGAACUGUCACAGCAAUACGACAACACCCUCGGAUCACGAUACACGCAGCUCCCGCGAGGAUGACUCCAAGAGUCCCCACUCAAUUGGCAAACCGACUGCGACAACAUCGCAUGCCGAGGAGAAAAUAGACUACAACAACUGUUGCUGGUGUCAUCGACCUAUUGCGGAGAAUGCACCGGAUUAUCUGACCAGCAGCGAUGGACCACGUUACUGUUCCGAGUCCUGUUUCGGGCAGAGCCGUCGGGCGUCCUUCAAGAAGGCUAAGACAUGCGACUGGUGCAAGCACGUACGGCACGCCGUGAGCUAUGUGGACUUCCAGGAUGGGGCUUCGCAGCUGCAGUUCUGCUCGGAGAAGUGUCUCAAUCAGUACAAGAUGCAGAUCUUCUGCAACGAGACGCAGGCGCAUCUCGACAUGAAUCCCCAUCUGCGCGACCAGGGACUGGACAACGACAAGGCAGCACUGAUAACGCCCGAUCUCUGGUUGCGCAAUUGUCGCAGUCGCUCCGCCUCGCCUGCGUCCACAAUAUCGGUGUCGCCGGGUCCAACUGGAGCAGUUAGUGCAACAGUUGCAGCAGCAGCUGCAACAACCGCCUCGAAGCGCAGCUCGCCAUGUUUAACGCCGCCCAGCAAACCUCUGAUCUCAGUGGCACCCGCCUCCAAGUUGCUGGCCCAAAAGACGCCCAUCUCUGCGCCCGUCUCCGCUCCAACUGCAUCUGCACAACAGUUGCAACGCCAGCAUGGACUGAGUGCCUCGAAACCAGGCCGCCGCAAGCGUUCUCAUCGUGCCGUUGGCUCCGAGACCGUUGCCAGUCUGCUACAGAAGCAGCAACAACAACAACAGCAGCAGCAGCAAUCACCGUCGGCUCCACUCAGCGUUGACUUUGCCAGCAGCAGCGUGCCACUGCCACCGCUAUCACCCAUGCAGGAGCAGCAGCAGCAGCAACAUCAUGCUCAGCUGCCACAUGCCCAGCAGCAAAAUGCCCAGCAGCAACAUGCCCAGCAGCAACAUCCGCCACAGCAGCAGCAUCCUCCACCACUGGGUCGACCGCCCACCAGUUUGCCAGCCAGCUACUUUGCCACACCUCCAAAUGGGUUGCAUGUGGUGCAUCCUUUCGGCGCACGAUCCGCAGCAGCAGCAGCACAUCCACCACCACCACAUCCAUUUCUUGCACCACCUCACGGCAUGUUGCCGCGUGGCUUUGGUGGCCACUUUGCAGCACCACCACAGCUUCAAUUUCCACAGCAGCCGCAGUUGCCACAGUUGCCGGAGUUGCAAGGAGCACUGGGUGCACUGUUGGGUGCGGCACCACCGGUUACGGUGAUGGUGCCAUAUCCGAUUAUAAUACCGCUGCCCAUACCAAUACCCAUACCAUUGCCCAUUGUGGAUUUUUACAAGGCGCACUUGACGCCGGAGCAGCGCAAGCAUUACGAGGAGCAGCGCAGGACGGCAGAGGAGGAGCACCAAGAGCCACUUGACUGCAGUAAGGCCAAGCCAGAGGAGCAGGUGGAGCAGGGGGCGAGGGAACAGGACGAGGGAGAGCUAGAGGAGGAGCGGGAGAGCGAGCAGCAAGAGGAGAAGGAGCAGAAGCUGAAGCAGGAGCAGGAGCUGAAACAAAAGCAAAAGCUCGAAGUGGAGCCAGAACCGGAGCCGGAGCACGAGCGGGAGCGAGAGCAGGAGCAGGAGGAGGAGCUGCAAUCCAUACCAAAGACAACGCCAGCGAGGACAACGCCAUCACCAUCAGCAUCGCCAUCGGCAUCGACAUCGGAAUCGCAAUCGCAAUCGCCCACUGCUGAUUCGUUGGAGACGACGCACUGUAUCGUGUUGCCAGAGGCGGCGGACGCGGUGGAGGCGACGACACAAAAGCUGCCCAUACUGAAGAUAACGCGACUACAAAGCAAACGCACACUAAUCCAGACCAAAGAGACCACGCCCACAUCGCCCACAUCGGGGGGCAGCAACAGCAAUAACAGCAGCAACAACAGCAGCAAUAAUAGCAGCAACACCAAUAACAGCGGCAACAGCAAUAACAGCAGCAGCAACAAUAACAGCAGCAGUGCUGCGGCAGCGGAAUGUAGUCGACCGUUGCGCAAACGCAAGCGAAUUAUCGAUUGUGAUUUUCAGAAAAUGGCCACAGUCGAGACGCACAACAACAAUAACAGUAACAGCGCGGGCAGCAGCAGCCAUAACAGCAAGCAGGAAGACGAAGACGUGUGCAAUAUGAACAGCAACAACAGUGCUAAAGCUAAAAAAAGUAGUAAUUAGGCUAAGCAAAGAAAACGUACUAAAGUAGUAGCAUUAGUAGUAGCCCUCUAUAAAAAAUAGUAGUAUAUAUUUAUAUAAAUAUUAAAAAAAAGUGUGCGUGCUGACUUAAAAAUACUUUUAAUAAUUAUAAUAAAAUGUAGUAGCACAUAGUGCGGGCGAAAUUUGAAUUUAAUUGAAUGAAUAAAUUAUUAAAUUAUGUAUUUACAA